AUGUCAUUGGCAAGAAGUGCAUCCGGUGGCAUUCCCGGUUGUCAGGUAGAAGCUACGCACCAUCGUCUGAACUGCGUGACUUCCACGUUUCGUCUCAAUCCCUUUGUUGAACAAGCUCCCACAAUCUUUCUGAGUGUCGUCCCCUUGCCAUAUUCACGACUUCGUCAGCACCUAAGGACGUUCCAUAUGGCGCCGAACACAUACAACCAGGGAAACUUUCCUGAAGCCAGGGGCCUCAAGUACGACGAAUCUGAUAUGGCGCUCUUCCAUGCCAAGCUGUCUUAUCACGCAACCAUCGAGGAACGCAUGGCGUCCAAAGACAGCAACCUCUCAUCCAUUGCAGAGGCGCAAGCUCGCAUUAUCAAACGAUGGGAGCUGCUCAAACAGGUCGAGAAGGAGCUGGCGGAGAAAGGCAAAAGCUUGUCGCCCGCAGAGAAAAAGCAUCUGGCCCAAUAUGAAUGGCGGUACAAGACGCUGGAAGAUGCGGCAACGAAGAAGCACUGGAAGCGAGGGGACGACGGACAACCCUCAUCUUGA
Messenger RNA from Aspergillus terreus NIH2624, 537 nucleotides. RefSeq lists its product as uncharacterized. The record is from RefSeq and is a predicted model, not a curated record. The coding region runs from base 1 to 537 and encodes 178 amino acids. NCBI's taxonomy places the organism in Eukaryota, Fungi, Ascomycota, Eurotiomycetes, Eurotiales, Aspergillaceae. The transcript has 2 exons.